Neoarthrinium moseri is the source of this 1461-nucleotide messenger RNA. RefSeq lists its product as uncharacterized. The record is from RefSeq and is a predicted model, not a curated record. The coding region runs from base 1 to 1461 and encodes 486 amino acids. Lineage: Eukaryota; Fungi; Ascomycota; Sordariomycetes; Amphisphaeriales; Apiosporaceae. The transcript is spliced from 7 exons.
AUGGUUGGCUUCAGCUUGGGUAAGAGCACCCUGUGUCUGAUGCUAGGUGCAUCUAUGGUAGUCGCAGUUGACCCAAGUCCUGCUGAUAAGAAGUUCUGGGACGACAAGUGCAAAGCCAAACAUGGGCAACUAUACUCGAUGGUAUUCGACAGCAAUGGGAAACCAACUACCACUUGCAGAGCGCCGCCCUUUAAAGGAUGCUACUGGGGCCCUUACACGAACCCGAAGACCAACCAACCAGGCUGCUGCGAGAAAGGAAACGGAGAAUUCUCCACUGAUCCUAUUGCUACCCUGGAAGGAGGCUGUUGUGUAAAGCCUCAGAAGUAUUCUUUCGAUGUUGGUGCCAAUCAAGGAGGAUGUUGCCCCCAGGGCCAGCAUCUGUCAUGGGAUACUUCCGUACAGCCUCUGCUCAGGGAUGGGAAGUGCUGUGAUCCUGGCUUCGAUACCAGCGUCGACAAGGCGACCAAGCAGAGCUACUGCUGUCCUCAAGGUCUUUCCUAUGUCUCUGACCCCGCCACCCUGAAGGGAGAUUGUUGCGAACCUGGCAAAAUUUUCUCCAUUGAUGCCGGCACUGGCAAGGGCGAGUGUUGUGAUAAUGGCCACGUAUACAGCAUAGACGCCUCGACUGGAAAGGGGUCAUGCUGCGCUGCAAAUGCGGAGUUCAAAUGUGACUGCAAAUGCACUCCGAAGCCUCCGGUUGAUUACAAUCCUGAAUGCCCCAAGAACCACCUGCAGAUCAUUGAGAAUGGUGGCAAAAAAUGGAAGAUAUUCUGCGAAUUGAUCAAUCACGGUGCGAACGACAUUAGCAUAACGCCCAACGUCCCCAACCACGGUCAAUGUAUCAACAACUGUGCUAAGGACUCUAAGUGCGUGAGAGCUAUCUACAACGCAAACAUCAAGACUUGUUAUCUCCGCACUCAUGGAAACAAGGAGGACGCAAAGACUCCCGGCGGCUACGCCAGUGCGCAUCUGAUUGAGGACAGCAAUAAUGCAAAUACUGCUGCCCCCCCUCAGAGUAGUCCGCCAGCCACUGCUCCUCCUGCCACCAGUCCCCCGGCCUCCAACCCGCCACCUUCCAGUCCUCCAACAACCAAUGUCCCAAGCACUGACGCCCCGUCAACUGCUCCACCACAAAGCAGCGGCUCUCCCGGUGAUAUUGGUGACCCUAAGCACUGCCCCGAUGUUGGAAACCGACAUGUUGAUGUGGGCGGGGUCAUGUACGAGAUUCAGUGCACUAAAGGAGUAUCUGAGAACUUCCCAGACUACAGAGUUGCCUCAGCAGCGGAUAUCGGUGAGUGCGCUGCGCUCUGUACCGCCGAUCCCAAGUGCCAGGGAGUGAACUUCUACGAUGAUGGUGGAAGCGAUGGCUGCUUGAUGAUGUCUGAGCACGAGUAUCCAGCCACUGGCACCCCGAGGCCCGGGGAUAACCUGAUAUCUGCUGUUCCGAUCAAGAAACGUUGA